This is a messenger RNA of Aspergillus vadensis CBS 113365, 1045 nucleotides long. Its product is annotated as SDR family NAD(P)-dependent oxidoreductase. Gene Ontology annotation, molecular function: oxidoreductase activity. The coding region runs from base 278 to 1045 and encodes 255 amino acids. The record is from RefSeq and is a predicted model, not a curated record. Lineage: Eukaryota; Fungi; Ascomycota; Eurotiomycetes; Eurotiales; Aspergillaceae. The transcript is spliced from 2 exons.
AGGCAUUAAGCUCAAAUUUGGCAGUCUAGACGACAUGCAGAGGAAGCUACGUGGCAAAAGGCAACGGUUUACCGAUCCGGCAUCCAUUCAUCGACACCCGGAAAUAGCCCCGAUGCGCGACGGCGAUAGAUCCGUUGCUCUCUGCACGGCUCGGACCCAAUGACAUAUUGCAGAUUUCGGACGAUCAUGCAGGCCAUUUAAACAAUGAAAUCGCUGGCAAGUCUCGGCUGCAUUGGACUCCAGUACUCGAUUCACACACAAUCUGAAGGAAUUCAUCAUGUCUCUCGAAGGAAAAGUUGCGAUUGUCACUGGCGGAGCCCGCGGAAUCGGCGCCGGCAUUGUCCGCAGUUUGAGUGAGCAGGGUGCAAAGGUGGCAUUCAACUACGUCUCCCCAUCUUCGCGCGAAGCCGCAAAUGCGCUUAUCGAAGCGCUCCGACAAGACGGCCAUGAAGCCGUUGCAGUUCAAGCCGACAUCACCGACCCAAAGGCCCCGAAGAUGAUCAUACAAGCAGCUCUUGAUGCCUUCGAGACAGGCCGAGUUGAUAUUCUUGUGAACAACGCUGGUGCGGGUGACAACCGGCCGCUGGAAGAAGUGACCAUGGAAAGCUACAUGCACCUGAUGGACGUCAACGUGCGAGCGGUGGUCUUCAUGACACAGGCUAUUCUUCCAUACAUACCCCGCGGCGGUCGGAUUAUCAAUUUGUCGUCUAUAUCCUCUAGGGGCGGUUAUGCCACCCAGUCCGUGUAUGCUGCCAGUAAAGCAGCGGUGGAGGGUCUCACACGGGUCUGGGCAACAGAACUUGGCCAUAAAUACGGAGUAACCGUGAACGCGGUCAAUCCCGGCCCUGUUGAUACAGAUAUGUAUCAGGCAGCUGGUGAAGUGCAUCUGAAGCGGAUGGAGGAGCAGAACAAGAAGGUCCCAGCUGGGCAGCGAUGUGGAACCGUGCAAGAUAUCGGGGACAUUGUGUCGUUCUUGGCUGAAGAGAGGUCCCGAUGGGUGACGGGAGAUGUGAUAUGCGCUAAUGGUGGGAUGUUGUAUAUUUAA